This is a messenger RNA of Antechinus flavipes (yellow-footed antechinus), 3480 nucleotides long. RefSeq names its product phospholipase D2 (gene PLD2). Bases 2 to 2806 code for a protein of 934 amino acids. The transcript is spliced from 24 exons. Gene Ontology annotation, molecular function: phosphatidylinositol binding; D-type glycerophospholipase activity. Lineage: Eukaryota; Metazoa; Chordata; Mammalia; Dasyuromorphia; Dasyuridae. The record is from RefSeq and is a predicted model, not a curated record. Gene Ontology annotation, biological process: intracellular signal transduction; phosphatidic acid biosynthetic process; cell motility.
UAUGAUGUCAACUCCAGAAGGAAUGUUCUUUGGAGAUGGUGGCCUUGAUUCCAGCCAGCUCCAGAUGGAACCAUAUGAGUUGGACACCUUGAAAGAAGGGGAAGACCCAGCUGACCGGAUGCAUCAUUUUUUAACCAUCUAUAACCUUCAACCCCUGAGGAAUCACCCCAGGAUUUUCGCCCCUGGAGUCCCGGUUAUUGCCCAAGUCAUAGGCACUGAAAGAUACACCAGUGGAUCCAAGGUGGGCACGUGCACACUUUACUCUGUCCGAGUAUCUCACGGUGAUUUCACAUGGACAACCAAGAAGAAAUUCCGAAAUUUCCAGGAGCUUCAUCGAGACCUGCUGAAAUACAAAGUUUUGAUGAGCUUGUUCCCUCUGGCCCGGUUUGCUGUUGCCUAUUCCCCUUCCCGAGAAGCUGCUACAAUAGCUGAAAUCCCCUCUUUGCCCAGAGUAGGAUCUGAAGGCUCCUCCAGACACAGGGCCAGCAAACAGAAAUACCUAGAGAAUUAUCUCAAUCAUCUCCUGGCCAUUUCAUUCUACCGCAACUAUCAUGCUAUGACAGAAUUUCUAGAAGUCAGUCCAUUCUCCUUCAUACCUGACCUUGGCCCUAAAGGAUUGGAAGGUAUGAUUCGAAAGCGCUCAGGGGGGCACCGAGUUCCUGGCUUUACCUGCUGCGGCAGAGACCAAGUCUGUUACCGAUGGAGCAAGAGGUGGUUGGUGGUGAAAGACUCCUUCCUUCUAUACAUGCGCCCAGAGACAGGCUCUAUUUCCUUUGUCCAGCUUUUUGACCCUGGAUUUGAGGUCCAAGUUGGGAAACAGAACACAGAAACUCGUUAUGGGGUCCGAAUUGACACUUCUCACAGGUCCCUGAUCCUCAAAUGCAGCAGUUAUCGGCAGGCUCGGUGGUGGGGUCAGGAAAUCACAGAACUAGCUCAAGGUCAGGGGUGUGACUUCUUACAAUUGCACAGACAUCAGAGCUAUGCCCCACUCAGGCCGGGGACCCUGGCCAGAUGGUUUGUAAAUGGGGCAGGUUACUUUGCAGCUGUGGCUGAUGCCAUCCUUCAGGCCCGGGAGGAGAUUUUCAUCGCAGAUUGGUGGUUGAGUCCUGAAAUUUAUCUGAAGCGUCCAGCCCAUUCUGAUGACUGGAGACUGGACAUUAUGCUCAAGAAGAAGGCAGAGGAGGGUGUGCGGAUUUCUGUGCUGCUGUUCAAGGAAGUAGAAUUGGCUCUGGGCAUCAACAGUGGCUAUAGCAAGAAGGCUCUGAUGCAAUUGCAUCCCAACAUCAAGGUGAUGCGUCACCCAGACCAUAUGACACUGUGGGCUCACCAUGAAAAGCUGCUAGUUGUGGACCAAGCAGUGGCCUUCAUGGGAGGGCUUGACCUUGCAUUUGGCCGAUGGGAUGAUCUGCACUAUCGGAUUACUGAUCUGGAGAGCUAUACUGGAACAACUACCCCACAGCUGCCCACCCCAAACUCAAGCCUUCCCGUUGCCCCUGACCUCUCCCACAACCAACUGUUCUGGCUGGGCAAGGAUUACAGCAAUUUGAUCACCAAGGAUUGGGUACAACUGGACCGGCCCUUCGAGGAUUUCAUUGACAGGGAGAUGAUGCCCCGAAUGCCCUGGAGGGAUGUGGGGGUCGUCGUCCAUGGUUCAGCAGCACGAGAUGUUGCCCGACAUUUCAUCCAGCGCUGGAAUUUUACCAAGACUAUCAAGGCCAAGUACAAGAUCCCUCUAUUCCCCUAUCUGCUGCCCAAGUCACAUAGCACAGCCAACCAGUUACCAUUCACCCUUCCUGGAGGGCAGUGUGCCACUGUACAGAUCCUUAGAUCAGUGGACCGAUGGUCAGCAGGGACCUCUGAGAGCUCCAUCCUCAAUGCAUACUUACAUACUAUCCGGGAGAGCUGCCACUUCCUCUACAUUGAGAAUCAAUUCUUCAUCAGCUGCUCAGAUGGACGGACAGUUCUGAACACAGUGGGAGAUGCUAUUGUGGAGAGGAUUCUGAGAGCCCACAAGCAACAGCAGCGGUUUCGGGUAUAUGUGCUGCUCCCCCUGCUUCCUGGGUUUGAAGGUGAUAUCUCCACAGGCGGUGGAAAUGCUAUCCAGGCAAUUCUGCACUUUACCUACAGGACUCUCUGUCGUGGUGAAUAUUCAAUCCUGCAUCGACUCAAAGCUGCCAUGGGUACAUCGUGGCAAAACUAUGUGUCAGUGUGUGGGCUCCGAACCCAUGGAGAGCUGAAUGGAAAGCUAAUGUCUGAGCUCAUCUACAUCCACAGCAAGUUGCUCAUUGCGGAUGACAGGACAGUCAUCAUCGGUUCAGCAAACAUCAAUGACCGGAGCCUCCUGGGGAAGCGAGACAGUGAAAUAGCAAUAUUGAUUGAAGACACUGAAAUGGAACCAUCACUUAUGGAUGGAAAAGAAUAUCAGGCUGGGAGGUUUGCCCUCAGUCUCCGGAAACACUGCUUCAGCACCAUUCUGGGGUCAGAGUCCCAACCUGAACUGGAUCUCCAGGAUCCUGUCUGUGACACCUUCUUCCAACUGUGGCAGAAGACAGCUGAGAGAAAUGCCAGCAUCUAUGAGCAGAUUUUUCGUUGCCUGCCAUCUAACGCAACUCGAUCACUUCGGGUGUUACGGGAAUAUGGAAGUGUGGAGCCUCUGGCCACUGUUAGCCCUGAGAUAGCCAGUUCAGAACUUACUCAGAUUCAAGGCUAUCUUGUCCACUUUCCUCUCAAAUUCCUAGAAGAUGAGUCACUGUUGCCUCCACUGGGUAGCAAGGAGGGUGUCAUACCCCUCGAAGUAUGGACAUAGCCCAGAAUCCCUUUUAUGAGAGGGCUAGUAAGAGAAUUAUGAGAAACCAAAUUCUGUACCUGGCACCUUUCCUUUCUCUCUCUUCAUAUCCAAAUUGAGGACAGAUUGUUCAUAAAUAGGGGGGAUGCACAAAAGGGAUUCGAUUUCCAGAAGAGAAGGGAAGAUAUGUCUAAGUUGGGAAGGCAGGAGACUUGGAUUCUCUGGUUCUAGCUCUGAAAUUGACUAGCCAUGUGUUCUGGGACAAGAAAAUCACUUGCCUUUUCUAGGCCUUAAGUUACUUUCUUCAUUUCUCAUUGGGAUGAAGAGAUGAACUCUGACAUUCUUGGAACCUUGAUUCAUCCCAGGAACAAUAGAGGAGAGGGUUGUGGGAUAGGGUGGAAAUGAUGCAGAAAUGCUGCUCUCCUACCCUAGUGAUCUCCUGAUUUUCUCAGUCUCCUGAAUCAAAUUUAAAUCCCUGAUACUGAGGAUAAAGCUACAGUUGAUCAGUCCUCUCUUAUUCCCCUAGCUCUGAUCAUUUAUUGCCAGGGUUUCAGAAUUCUGACCCCCAUUAAUUCCCUGGUUUAUCCCACAACUAGGGCCGCAAAAACUUACCAUUGCCUGCUUGCAGACACUGAGCAUUUGGAUACUUUAUGUCAAUUGUGUGAUUGUAUAAAUAAAAGUGUUUUUUAGAGUAA